Messenger RNA from Rangifer tarandus platyrhynchus (Svalbard reindeer), 633 nucleotides. The record is from the annotation of a GenBank genome assembly. NCBI's taxonomy places the organism in Eukaryota, Metazoa, Chordata, Mammalia, Artiodactyla, Cervidae.
AUGCGCAGUACCCGCUUUUGCUGCCGGCACCUCAGGAACGGCCAUUGGAGACCUCCCCGCAACACUGCGCAGAAAGGCCUCCUGGAAGUCAGACAGGAAGGGGGCGCCCUGCGCGGCGGCGGCGCACGGGCAGCGGGCGGGCCGCGGGGGCUCUGCCGCAGCCGUUCGGCGAAGCUGCGCGGUCCUUCCCAUGGAAGUUCUGGGGACUCCGCUCUCUCCCUCGUGUCGUUGAUAGCUUGGGCGGGGAGACAGAGCCCACCUGCCAAGAGCCCUGCCCGCAUCCCCUUCUCUCUGAGGAAUCUGGAUUUUUGUCUCUGGCGCAUCUGUUACAGCAGCACUGGGGACGGAGGCAGUGAAGCGGCAACAGGAGGAGGAAAAGCAGAGCGGUUAAGACCUCUGGGCCUCCCGCCUGUUGCCCGUCCGCCCCGGUAUUUCAGGUGCUCACUUCCAGCCUCCAGGUGGGAGCGAUGCCACUUAGCUGGCGGCAGAGAGAGGCAGAGGGCUGUGCUCAGCGUCCGCCAGCUGCGCUCAGUCCCCCGCGGUGUCCACCACUGUGCUCAGCCACCACCAGCCGCGGAUUCCACGUCGAGGAUUUUGGCGUCGACAGCCCAGGCAGCGUGCUCGCAGGACUAG